AUGGACACUAUCUCCCCCGCCCCCAGCAGGAGCGGCAGCGACACAGAGAGCAUAACCAGCAUCCCACCGCGCCAGAAUAACCCCAAACACUCAAAAGAACAAUCAGUGUUUCCCCUCGCGCACCCACCCCCAAAACCAACCCAACGCCUCCGCCUCACCCCCAAACUCCUCCUCCAAAUCCAACACCUCUCCCCGAAAUCUAAUCGGCCUCUCCCCGUCCUCGAAGUCUGGCAACCUUCGCGCUUUGCGGCCCGGCCGUGCGCGACUUUUCCCAAGCUCCAUGCGGGGGAUAUGUAUAUUACCCAGAGCGAGGCAUACGCCUCGUUAUCUGGCGAGAACCACAAUCACAAUCCAGGCUCAGAGGCAGAGGCGGAUGCCAGCCAUGAAGCAGUCGUCGGGGUGAUCUACCACCCACCCGCACAGAAAACAAAAGCGAAAAAGGAGGGGCCGGAGCCAGCGCAGGCGGAGGUGGAGGUGCAUUUCCCGCUGACAGGGCGCACGUGGUCCGCGAGUGUGACGGCCGGGGGCGGGUAUCGGUUUCAGGGACGGGAUGAGGCCGGAGUGUACGUGUUGGAGUGGAAGAGGCGGGGGGAGAAAGAAAGGAGUAGGUCGUUUUCUUCGUCGUCGACGGAUCGGGCGCCGGGGCCCGGAGCGGACAGCAGAUUCGUGCUGGGGAUUGUGGACAUGAGGACGCGGCGGGGGGCGCGGGUGGCAUCGCUUACGAAAAAGGGGUUUGAGGUUGGAUGUUGGGAGCGGCUGCCGCUUGAGGGGCUUCAGGAGUGUGUGGGCUCGUCUACGGAUGAGUCUGAACUGUCAGAGGGGCAGUUCAGGACGGCUGUUAAUACUAUGGUUCUGUCGACGGGGGUUUGGGUUGCGGCGCAGGAGGGGUGGCUGGGUUGA
This is a messenger RNA of Aspergillus fischeri NRRL 181, 900 nucleotides long. RefSeq lists its product as uncharacterized. NCBI's taxonomy places the organism in Eukaryota, Fungi, Ascomycota, Eurotiomycetes, Eurotiales, Aspergillaceae. Bases 1 to 900 code for a protein of 299 amino acids. The record is from RefSeq and is a predicted model, not a curated record. The transcript has 2 exons.